Molecule: messenger RNA, 1374 nt
Organism: Saprolegnia parasitica CBS 223.65
Lineage: Eukaryota; Oomycota; Saprolegniomycetes; Saprolegniales; Saprolegniaceae
Exons: 3
Coding region: 1-1374 (457 amino acids)
Molecular function (GO): lipid binding
Source: RefSeq, a predicted model, not a curated record
AUGAAGUCGCACCCUCCAGCGUGCGUGUCCAUUCCUGACGUGAGUAUUGAAGACCACGAUGCGCUUCUCGACCUUGCCCACCACGCGCUCAGCGACCUCAUUUUGAGUGCCCGCUUGGAGAACAAUAGCCGCCUGCCAUGGGCACCGCUGGCGUCGUACCCGUCCCAGACAAAAGUGUACACAGCAAACGACCCUCUGGUGCGGGACGCGUUCUAUGCGGGCGAAACAACUCUCGAGAUGGCGCUCGAGGACGCGAUUGCGUUCUUCCGAGUCGACGAGAGAGCCGAGUACCUCGACCACGCGCGCUUGUUGGCGCGCAAGGCGUCGAACGCGUGCAUAUUGAGCCCGCUGAGCAGCGGCAACUGCGACGACCCUUACCACUAUGUCGGGUUGCACUGGCUCGCGCUGCCACUGUCGUCGUCGAGCCUCUUUCACCAGCGCGAUAUCUGCUACCUUGAAGCCCACGACGCUUUCCAUCUGCAUGGCGCGCGCGGCUGGGCGUGUGUCGCGUCGUCCGUGCGGCUGCCUUGGUUUCCGUGCCUCGAGAUGAGUCACCAGUUGCUCCGCGCUACAAUGCGCCGGUCGGGUUACGUGCUCACAGAGCUCAGUCCAACGACGACCCGCGUCGUGCACGUCGUCAACGUCGACAUGGGCGGACACAUACCGUCGGUGCUUGUGGGCAAGAUGCUCAAGGCGCAAGCCGCGUCCGUGGCGCAGCUCGCGCAUCGCAUCCGGACGCGGGGUACGACGGUCGUGUCGCCACCAUCGACGCACUGCGCGUCGUGCCAUGCCAAGCUCCACUGCCUCAAGACCAAGGUCGAGUGCCAUCGAUGCGGCGACAUGGUCUGCAAGCGCUGCAUUCUCGUCAACGCCCAGUGUAAGAACUGCUGCUACGGCCACCCUGACCGCGUGCGGGCAUCAACGUCUCCGGACAACAAGGUCGGGCACCGCCAAACGAGCUCAUCGACGGUCAUCGCCGAGGAAGACAACGAGGGGGGUCACGACGACCUGUCUACGCUCCGAGUUGGCGCAGAGGCGCAACCAUUGCGCCGCACGUUCGUCCAAGGCCGUCGGAUCGACUGCCACGUCAGUGUCCCGCCGGCCAACGACGACGCGCCGCUCGACAUCUCGUGCGCCCAAUGCUUGGACGAUGCGUUCAAGUGCAUCACCGUCGGCUACCAAAUGACGUACUUCUACCGCCACGGUGAAGUGGACUCGUGCAAUGGCCGCUGGACAGACAUCCUGCGCUGCUUCCGCAUCAAGACGAUGAAGCCCACCGACGCCAAAGAGUACCUGAAAGGAUCCAACAUCGAUCCGGAGCGUGAGCCCCAUGUCGCGUCCGUCUGGAACCUCAAGCAGCGCCCGGGCUGGUAG